AUGAUCGAUCUACUGAUAAGGGAUGACUCUACAGAUAGCUGCCAGGCAUCCAAUGACUACAAUGGGCACAGUGGUCUCCGAAUACUGGCGGUAUUCAUCAUAUUGAUUUCGUCAGGACUGGGAGUGUAUUUCCCAAUCUUGUCAUCGCGAUAUUCGUUCAUAAGACUACCGGACUGUUGUUUCUUCAUAGCGAAAUUCUUCGGCUCUGGUGUCAUUGUGGCCACGGCAUUCAUUCACCUUUUACAACCUGCAGCUGAGGCCCUGGGAAAUGAAUGUCUCGGCGGUACGUUUGCCGAAUAUCCAUGGGCUUUUGGAAUCUGCUUAAUUUCGCUUUUCUUACUCUUUUUCACUGAAAUAAUUACACAUUAUUUUGUAGCAAAGACGCUCGGCCAUGAUCAUGGAGAUCAUGGGGAAGUCACUGCUAUUGAUGUAAGGGUUCCCAGCUCUGAAUAUACCAUCAGAAAUUCGAACUCGGAUACUGCAUCUUUCAACAAUGAAGCGGUUUACUCUAUUCAUAACAACAAAAACUCAUACACAACCAAAAACGAAGAACUUGUCGCUACUUCUGUAAAAGAAAAGGAACCAGAUAUGUUGAAAUAUGAUCUGGAAGUCGGAAAUACAGAGUCGAUUGCGAAUGAAAUAGUUCCAUCGAGCUCGCGUAUGACAAAUUUCGCAUCUGUACCGGGGAAGGAUCACUAUUCUCAUGAAAACGAUCAUCAAGAUGCUUCUCAGUUGGGAACACAAAUCGAGGAGGAGGAUAAGGAGCAAUACAUAAAUCAGAUGCUGGCAGUUUUCAUCCUUGAAUUCGGUAUCAUCUUCCACUCUGUGUUCGUGGGUCUUUCCCUAUCUGUCGCUGGUGAAGAAUUUGAGACUUUAUUUAUUGUUUUAACUUUCCAUCAAAUGUUUGAAGGUUUGGGUCUUGGAACAAGGGUCGCUGAGACAAACUGGCCUGACAGCAAAAGAUAUACACCUUGGCUAAUGGGACUAGCCUUCACUCUGACGUCACCCAUAGCAGUCGCAAUAGGCAUUGGUGUUAGACACUCUUGGAUCCCUGGUUCUAGAAGAGCAUUGAUUGCCAACGGUAUUUUCGAUUCGAUAUCGUCGGGGAUCUUAAUUUAUACUGGGUUGGUCGAACUAAUGGCUCAUGAAUUUCUAUAUUCGAACCAGUUCAAAGGGCCCGAUGGCCUAAAAAAGAUGCUUAGCGCCUAUUUCAUCAUGUGUUGCGGCGCUGCCUUGAUGGCACUAUUAGGGAAGUGGGCAUAA
Saccharomyces eubayanus is the source of this 1263-nucleotide messenger RNA. It is a transcript of the gene ZRT2, whose product is annotated as low-affinity Zn(2+) transporter ZRT2. Gene Ontology annotation, biological process: zinc ion import across plasma membrane. The transcript has a single exon. The record is from RefSeq and is a predicted model, not a curated record. Lineage: Eukaryota; Fungi; Ascomycota; Saccharomycetes; Saccharomycetales; Saccharomycetaceae. The coding region runs from base 1 to 1263 and encodes 420 amino acids. Gene Ontology annotation, molecular function: low-affinity zinc ion transmembrane transporter activity. Gene Ontology annotation, cellular component: plasma membrane.